UCCUUCAACCAGGAAAAAGAUUUGCAGGUCCAUCAGCGGAUUCAUACCGGAGAGAAACCGUACGAAUGCUCUCAGUGUGGGAAGUGCUUCAGUCAGCAAGGAAACCUGAGGAGCCACUGGAGGAUUCAUACCGGAGAGAAACCAUAUGAAUGCUCUCAGUGUGGGAAGAGCUUCAGUAGUCAAGAUAACCUGAUGAGGCACUGUAAGAUUCAUACUGGAGAGAAACCACAUACAUGCCUGGAGUGUGGGAAAACCUUCGGGCGGAGCAACCAGUUGAAAAUCCAUCAGAUAAUUCAUACUGGAAAUAAACCGUACAAAUGCUCUCAAUGUGGGAAAUGCUUUACCCUAGGUAUGUAUUUGAAAAAACACCAACGCAUCCAUAAUGCAAGCGAAACAAAACCAUAUAAGUGCUCCCAGUGCGGGAAGUCCUUCAACCAGGAAAAAGCUUUGCUGGUCCAUCAGCGGAUUCAUACCGGAUUGAAACUGUACGAAUGCGCUCAGUGUGGGAAGUGCUUCAGCCAGCAAGGAAACCUGAGCAGGCACCGGAGGAUUCAUAGUGGAGAGAAACCGCACACAUGGCUGGAGUGUGGGAAAAGUUUGGGCGGAGCAGCCAGUUGGAAACCCAUCAGAUAA
This is a messenger RNA of Pogona vitticeps (central bearded dragon), 633 nucleotides long. The record is from RefSeq and is a predicted model, not a curated record. Lineage: Eukaryota; Metazoa; Chordata; Lepidosauria; Squamata; Agamidae.